AAAAGCAACAAAAAGAAGCCGAGCGCGACGGCUCCGUGCUCGACAUGGUCGGAAUCCUCGACGGAACCUUCAUCUACCCCUCCGGCUCCAACCUCCCCUCCUGGACAAAGAACCCCCGCGGCCGCUGGAAAAUCGAGUUCCGCCGCGUGUGGAUCGCCAUCACGGACUGGAGCGUUGGCGCAUGGUACCGCGUCUGGGUGGUGCGGCCGCGGAUGUGGACCUCCGCAUCGCUGCAACGGGGAGAAGUGGUGCGCAUCGCGAAAGAGGUGUAUGAAUCAAUGUAUGAUAAUUUCGCGAGGGGCACACUGGGGCUUGUGGAGAAGGAUUUAAAGGCGGGAUUGUUGGAGAGUCUGAGAGCGAGGUUGGCGCAACGACCGCCGAAUUCGGGACUGCAUUGGACGAUGCAUGGGUAUUUGCGGCGGCCCAAGGUGAUGAGUUUCAAGUUUUUGACGAUGCCGGGUGGGGCGAAUACGGAGAGGAAUGGAGUGGUGCAGGCGGUGGUGAAGAUUAGGAGUAAGCAGAGUUUGUUGAAGGUGCAGAGACUACGGGAGGCGAAGGAGAGGGCGAGUAAGGUCACGACGGAGUAUGUGGUGUUGCAUAGAGUGAUGAAGAAGGGGAAGUUGGGACCGUGGCAGAUGUGGGGGACGGCGGAGGAGUCGUCGUUGGCGAAGAUGGCGCAGGACACCAAGGAUAUAGUCGCGAAGCAGGAUGCCAUGGCGGCGAUGAGAGGACAGUCAUAG
Messenger RNA from Zymoseptoria tritici IPO323, 740 nucleotides. RefSeq lists its product as uncharacterized. Bases 45 to 740 code for a protein of 231 amino acids. The transcript has 2 exons. Gene Ontology annotation, cellular component: mitochondrial inner membrane. Lineage: Eukaryota; Fungi; Ascomycota; Dothideomycetes; Mycosphaerellales; Mycosphaerellaceae. Gene Ontology annotation, biological process: protein insertion into mitochondrial inner membrane from matrix. The record is from RefSeq and is a predicted model, not a curated record.